CUUUAAAUCCGUUGGCCAACACCACUACGGCAAGCGACGCGGCCACACGCGCAACUUUGCGAAAGUUCCGCCGACCCUAAAGCCCGAACAAUAUCAAGUUCUCCUCGGCCAAAACCGACCCAAAGCCCCAACGGCACCAAACCACCCAAUACCAUCCAUUGGGCGCGCAAACAAACGGCAAAAUGGUUCGCAGAUUCUCCAAGUUCCCCAAGAAGCCCGCAGACUGGGUGGCCCCGUCGGCGCCGCUGUCCAUGCGGAAACAGGUCUUCCUCCCCGACUUCACAAUCGCUCUCAUCCGCACACCGUUUCUCCCCCCGCGAUACGCUUCCUUCUAUGUCCCGCUGAACUUCAACAAAUUGGAUAUGCGCGACUACCUGAAACACCUGUAUGGGGUUGAUGUGCUCUCUGUGAGGAGUUACGUUGAGCAGCAGAAGGUCACUCGCCUUCGUCCUUUGGGUAAAUUCGGAUACGGGAAAUUGAGGAGACCUAUGUCGAAGAAGAAGAUGACGGUUGAGAUGAAGACUCCAUUUGUUUGGCCUGAGGCACCGGCUGAUAUGACUCCAUGGGAGUACGAGCAGUUCCACAAGGCGGCCAAAUACCAGAACGAUAUCCAAGAUAAGCAACGACCGGACGCGGGUAUGAAGGCAAACACGGAUGAGCAUGAUGCUUACGCCGAGGAAGCGAAGAAGCUGCUGGACGGCUCGAAACCCUGGAGACCUACUUGGCAGGCUUUGGGUCUUAGCUAUGAUCGGAUGGGACUUGGCAAGAGCUCGACUAGCUCAUGAAUGGUUUCCAGAUCGUGACUGUUUC
Aspergillus pseudotamarii is the source of this 810-nucleotide messenger RNA. RefSeq names its product mitochondrial 54S ribosomal protein uL23m. Lineage: Eukaryota; Fungi; Ascomycota; Eurotiomycetes; Eurotiales; Aspergillaceae. The coding region runs from base 183 to 785 and encodes 200 amino acids. The record is from RefSeq and is a predicted model, not a curated record. Gene Ontology annotation, cellular component: ribosome; mitochondrial large ribosomal subunit. Gene Ontology annotation, molecular function: structural constituent of ribosome. The transcript is spliced from 3 exons. Gene Ontology annotation, biological process: mitochondrial translation.